AUGGACUACGACAAAAAGCAAAACAUCCAUGUGGAUAUUGAAGCACUUGACGAUGAUUUGUCCCUUAGCACUCAACAAUCUGCAAUAGAUUACUUUAAACAUGAAAAUACUCUUGCAUCAGCUUUGAAGUCAAGGCAUUUGGGUAUGUUGACCCUUGUUGGUGUAUUUGGUACGGGACUUUUCUUAUCAUCAGGUGCAACUUUAGCUACUGCAGGUCCGGUGGGUAUGUUACUAGGCUAUUCUUUUGUAGGUCUUGUGGUUGGUUUCAACCAAAUGUGUAUCACUGAAUUAGUAUGUCUUAUGCCUGUGACAUCUGGUUAUGUCAAGCAUGCAGAACAUUUCUUCGAUGAUGCUUGGGGUUUCAUGCUUGGUUGGAUUGAUGUAUAUUCAAAUGUUCUCCCCACUGAAUUGUCAGCUGUGGCUGUUGUUAUGUCCUAUUGGACAACUGCUUCCCCUGCUAUUUUUAUCACCGUUUUCGGUUUGGUAAUAGUAGCUGUUAACGGGUACAAUAUUAGAUGGUAUGGAGAAAUCGAGUUCUUCUUUGGUUGUCUCAAAAUCAUGUUGGUAAUCGGACUCUGUCUUACUGGUUUGAUUAUUGACCUUGGUGGAGUCUCUGGAGUAGACAGAAUUGGAUUCCGAUAUUGGAAGAACCCUGGUCCAUUUGCUGCUAUGUAUACCACUGGAUCUAUGGGUAAAUUUGCUGCAUUCUUCAAAGCAAUUAAUUCUAUUGUCUAUGCUUAUGGUGGCUUGCAGUCUAUUGUAUCUGUAUUAGCUAGUGAGGCGGAAUAUCCAAGAAGAACCGUCUAUCGUGCCUCUAGAAGAGUUUUCUACCGUUCCUUUGCCAUGUACCUUUGUACCGUUUUCGUGUUAACCUUAAUUUUACCAUACAAUGACAAGGCUAUUGCGUCUCCAACUGGAAAUGCGGCCGGUUCUCCGUUUGUCAUUGCAAUCAAAAGAGCAGGUAUACCAGUCUUACCUCAUAUUAUCAAUGCUAUUGUGCUUACCUCGGCCUUAUCAGCUUCUAAUCUUCAAGUAGCCAAGGCGUCUCGUACCUUGUUUGCUUUGGCUUCAAAGAAACAAGCUCCUAAGAUUUUCCUCACGGUUAACAAGCAUAAGUUGCCUUAUGUUGGAGUCAUAUUCAGUUGUGCCUUUAUUCCCUUGGCAUAUAUGUCUAUUUCAUCUAGUUCAUCAACUGUAUUCAGCUGGUUUCAAAACUUAACGUCGUCUUCUAUUUUGUUGAACUGGAUUGCUAUUGCUCUAAACCAUAUCUUUAUGAUGAGAGCAAUGAAUGCCCAAGGUUAUACCAGAGACAAAUUACCAUACACCUUCAAACUUGCAGUAUUUGGUUCAUGGUUUUCCCUCCUUUUCUCUGUCAUAUUCCUCUUGAUUGGAGGCUUCCCUGUUUUUAUCAAGGGUCAUUUUUCAAUUGCUGGAUUGUUUAGUGCAUAUUUUAUUAUACCUUUGGCUGCAAUUUUAUAUUUGUUCUGGAAGUUUCUUAAGAAAACAGAAAUAAAAAAUCCUAAGGAUGUUGAUUUAAAGAACUUAUUCCAAGACGCUCUUGACAAGCCUGAGCCCCCCUUCCCAAAGAAGACUGGAUGGGAUUACUUGAAGUUAAUUUGGGACUAG
Lizanozyma spartinae is the source of this 1626-nucleotide messenger RNA. RefSeq lists its product as uncharacterized. The record is from RefSeq and is a predicted model, not a curated record. The transcript has a single exon. Gene Ontology annotation, biological process: amino acid transmembrane transport. Gene Ontology annotation, molecular function: amino acid transmembrane transporter activity. NCBI's taxonomy places the organism in Eukaryota, Fungi, Ascomycota, Pichiomycetes, Serinales, Debaryomycetaceae. The coding region runs from base 1 to 1626 and encodes 541 amino acids. Gene Ontology annotation, cellular component: membrane.